AUGGACCCAUUCACGGCGAUAAGGCUCGCAAGUAACAUCAUCACCUUUAUCGAGUUUAUCAUCAAGGUGGCAUGUUCGACGUCGGAAAUUUAUCAUUCGGAGACGGGAGAAACGGAUGAAAAUGCAGCGUUGCUAAAGGCAACGACACAUUUGGAGAAGGCGAGUGGUGAACUUUCCGCCCAGCUUCCCGUACCAUGUUCGUCUCUCGAGAAGAAGGUUGCAGAUAUUGCAUUAGACUGCAAGCGAGAGGCCGAUAAGAUGUUGAAGAUUUUGGAACCGCUUCAGGCUCCCGCGAAAGGAAAAUUGACCUCUGUGACCGUCGCGCUCAGUACAUUUUGGAAGAGGAAGGAUAUCCAGGCCAGGAGCAAAAGACUGGCAGGCCUCCGAUCGACUCUUAUUCUACAGCUUGUUGAUUUGAUUAAUGACCGGAGCUCAAACAUCGAAGAACUGGUAACAAAUCUCACAGAGACUUGUUCGAAGACCUCGGCCGAAACAAUGAGACGGUUAGACAAACUUCAACAUACAAUCAAGGAGCUGAAAGAUAGUACGCAAAAGAAUUCAAAGGAUGUGUCAGACUCCAAGAAGCUUAACAUAGAAUCUCUCGCCCAUAAACUCGACCUAAUCAGAGAGAUCGGUGACCCAAUCGCCAGGGAACAACAAAUCCUCAAAAAUCUCCGCUUUGAGUCGAUGCUGCUGCGUGAGUCGGCAGUCGCAGAAGCCCACGCACAAACUUAUGAAUGGGUUUUUUCCCAUCAGUCCAACUUCCGCCAGUGGAUGUCUCACGGCGAUAAAUAUUUCUGGAUAUCAGGCAAACCGGGCUCAGGUAAAUCAACGCUCAUGAAGUUCAUCAGCCACCACCCAGAAACGGCCACACUUCUCAAAGCCUGGGCAAAUGGUCAGCAUCUUGUAAUCGCGAGCUUUUACUUUUGGAGUUCGGGUACCACAAUGCAAAAGUCGCUCCAGGGCUUGGUCCAGUCCCUGUUGUUCGAGAUGAUGCGCCAGUGCCCCUCAAUUGUUCCAUUGCUAUGUCCCAAGCGAUGGGAAAAUGCCUUCUUAAGCUCUGUUGACGAGCCAUGGACGUGGGAUGAAGUGAAGGCGGCCUUCAAAAUGGCAAUGCAGCAGGACAAUAUGCCGGCCAAAUUCUGCUUUUUUAUUGACGGAUUGGAUGAAUAUAGCGGCGACCCCAAAGAAAUGAUAAAGCUCCUAUCCCGGGCGUGGCAAUCAGCAAACAUGAAGUUUUGCCUGGCUAGCCGCCCGGACAAUAUCUUCCAGAGUUCUCUUGGCUUUCCAAAGGAAAGGAUGCUACGUCUGCAAGACCUGACAAGAGAAGACAUAAGUCGCUACACGCGCGAUACGCUUGAUUCCCACAGAGCCUUCAUCCACCUGAAGUCACGCGACAAGAACUAUGAAUAUCUGGUGAAUGAGAUUGUGGACAGGGCCGACGGUGUCUUCCUAUGGGUGAUACUUGUCGUGCGUUCUCUAAGCGAAGGACUCACGAAUGCCGAUACCGUCUCUAUGCUGCAUCAGCGACUUCAGCAGCUCCCAUCCGACCUCGAGCGGUUCUUCACCCAUAUUCUAGAUGGUGUGGAUGAAACAUACCGGGAGGGAACAGCCAAAGCCUUUCAGAUGGCCAUGGCUGCUGUCUAUCCUCUCCCACUGUGGGCUUUUUCGAUCUUCAACGAAAAUGAAACCGACCUAGCUUGCAAGACACCAAUGACAGCGGAUGAGAUACGUGAACAAACAGAGCUUCUCAGUACGCGGCUCAAUGCUCGCUGCAAAGGUCUACUUGAAGUAAGGCUUUCAAGCUCAAGUGAUUAUCCAGACUUGCACCGAGUCAAGUUCCUGCAUCGAACAGUCCGAGAUUUCCUCCGAGUCAAGAGUCUAGACUUGCUCAUACCGAGGCAACACAUCCAUUUCGACGUUGACAAAGCUAUUUGUAUGGGCUUCCUUAUGCAAAUUAAGCAGCUGCACCUCCCCAAUUCUCAAAGCCCCUACGCAAAUGACAAAAUGUUGGACACGGCUUUGAAUGAUCUCAUAUACUACGCAAAUCUGGUGGAAAACCGGACAGGACAGCCCCCAGUUGACAUUCUGGAAGAAUGCUCGCGAUGUUUUUCAAAGACACCCGCCCAGGGUCAUAAGACCUUCUACCACUACGUCGUCCGCGAAGGUUUAUUCAAGUACCUCCAACACCUUCUGCGCUCCAACGCCAACUUUCUCCGGACUGUCGGUGGAGAGCCUCUCUUGAGCAUUGCGUUAACAUCAACCGCUCAGCAAUCCCAAGGGAGCAGAUAUAACUACGAGCUGAAUCUCCCCGUCGUGCAAUUGCUUCUAGACCAUGGGGCCGACCCAAACCAAUCAUCUUACUAUUCGGACGGAUCAGUUUGGAAAUAUUUUGUGGGUUUCCUCCAAUAUUCGACGGCCGGUGGAUCGAUUGAUCAAGAGGUCAAAGCCCAGGCAUUCAGAUUGAUGAUUAGCGCUGCUGCAAACAUGAACAUCGAGCUCUCAGAAAGACGAGAAUUAGAACAAGUAGUGUAUAGUACUUUUUCCUGGAACGAGGCAAAGCCUCUCAUCCAGUUCAUACGAGACUUGGAGCAAGGUGACUACCUCGAUUUAUACCCUACCCCAAUCUAUUGUGGUUUGACUGACUGUUGA
Molecule: messenger RNA, 2652 nt
Organism: Clonostachys byssicola
Lineage: Eukaryota; Fungi; Ascomycota; Sordariomycetes; Hypocreales; Bionectriaceae
Source: the annotation of a GenBank genome assembly